AUGUCGACCCUCAAAGAACAGCUACCAUGGGUGUCGUCGCCCUUGAUCGUCAACGCACCGAUGGCGGGCUUCGCGGGUGGUAAGCUCGCGUCAGCUGUAACACUGGCCGGCGGCCUUGGUAUGAUCGGAAGUCUACGCAGUAUGGACGACUUGCGGAAAGAGUUGGGUAUCGCCGCAGAAGCUUUCAAGGACAGCCCCAAACUAUCGGCGUCGCGUACCCUCCCAGUUGGUGUCGGCUUCCUCUCGUUUGUGCUCAAACUCGAAGAGGUUCUUCCGGUGUUCGAUGACUUCAAGCCCGCGGUCAUCUGGCUGUUCGUGCCGAAAGAUCUGGAUGACUACGCGGAAUGGGUGCCGGCGAUACGCAAGGCCUCACCGGAGAGCAAGAUCUGGAUUCAGCUCGGUAGCGUCGCGGCGGCUCUUCAUGUUGCGAAGAUCGCGCGUCCAGACGUGCUGUGUAUCCAAGGCGCGGAUGCCGGCGGUCACGGCUUCGAGAAGGGCGCAAGCAUCGUCUCGCUACUGCCGGAGGUGACCGACGCGCUCGCUGCGGAAGGCUUCUCACACAUACCCCUCGUUGCCUCAGGUGGUAUCGUCGACGGACGCGGUGUUGCUGCAGCACUCACCCUCGGUGCCGAAGGCGUCGUGCUGGGAACGCGCUUCCUCGCUUCUAAAGAGGUGAACGUCCAUCCGAUGUACCAAGCCGCAGUCCUAGAGGCACAAGAUGGCGGUCAGGUGACGACGCGUUCGAAACUGUUCGAUCAGUUGCGCGGCCCCAACGUCUGGCCGGAGCUGUAUGACGGGCGCGGAUUGGUGGCACAGAGCCACAAGGACUUUGCGAACGGCAUGAGUCUCGAAGAGAUACAAAAUCUGCACAAUGAGGCCGCUGCGGGUGAAGAUAAAGGAUACAAUACAGGGUUGCGAGGACGCGCAGCAAUUUGGGCUGGCACUGGUGUGGGGUUGGUGAAGGAAGUGCAAAGCGCGGGCGAGAUUGUACAGAAGGUGCGGGAAGGUGCGAAAGAUUUCAUGGUCAGGGCGGUAGCGAGACUAUGA
Molecule: messenger RNA, 1047 nt
Organism: Alternaria incomplexa
Lineage: Eukaryota; Fungi; Ascomycota; Dothideomycetes; Pleosporales; Pleosporaceae
Exons: 1
Coding region: 1-1047 (348 amino acids)
Molecular function (GO): nitronate monooxygenase activity
Source: RefSeq, a predicted model, not a curated record